AUCAGCGGAAAAGCUGGUGGAGAGAUGUCGAUGGGAAGCGACUCGACAUGGGUGGGGAAGAAACCGAUCCGACGCAUCGGCGGAUUAUCCGAUGCUCUCUCCAUCGCCUCCGAUCUCGGUUACGCCGUCCCUCCUCCUCCCUCUCAUCAGGAAGAGUUACAAAGCUUGGCGGUGUCUUCAAAUGGUGAAAAGGGUGGUGAUGAUUUGAUUAGGGUUUUGAGGGAGUUGUCUUCUGUUCAGAGGAAAAUUGCUGAUUUGCAGGUCGAGCUUCAAGGGAGGAAGGAUGAUAAGAAUGUGGCACAUUUGACUCAUGUGAGUGAAAUGCAAAAGAAAAUCGAGACUCUGUCAAGGAUUACUCAAAUUUUGAAAGAUGUUAUACAAAACAAGGAUCGCAUCAUUGCUCGUCUCCAACAACCUUAUUCACUAGAUUGCAUUCCUGUUGAAGCAGAGUAUCAGAAACAAUUUUCAGAGUUGCUAAUGAGAGCCGCCAGUGAUUAUGGCGCCUUAACAGCAUCAGUGUCUGAUUUUCAGUGGAGCCAAAACUUUAAAGAACCUCCUUCAGUCUGGGGGGAAAUGCUGCGUCCAAUACCGGUGGCAUUAGCGUCAUGCACGAGAUUCUUUGAGGCCAUGUCUGCGAUGAGAGAAUCAUUUGCGACUCUUCAAGACCUUAGAGUUGGUAACUCUGCAGCUUCUUUACCAACAACCCCAGGAGGUGACGAAUUGUCACAUAGAGACUCAGAUUGUUUGACUCCACCUCAGGGGGUUACAGGUUCAAGUUUCGACGAAUUAGCUGUUCAGACCACAAGAAGACAAAUACAUGAUUAGAAUGAAGAAGAUAAUGACAGUGGAAAUGAUCAAGCUGACCGGAGACUAUCUUGGCCUCCAUCAGUUAAGAAGAGUAGCGUUUAAUUGGAAGAUGUCGCCUUUGCGUGAAGCUUUUAAUAUCAACAUUUCUUAAUGUGUAACUCACAACUAUUAUUAUUAGAUGAAGAUGUUUUCCUCUCUAACUGUUAAUAUGAAAAAAUGGUUUACAUAGCUAACAUGGAUUUCUUGC
Eruca vesicaria subsp. sativa (arugula) is the source of this 1054-nucleotide messenger RNA. Lineage: Eukaryota; Viridiplantae; Streptophyta; Magnoliopsida; Brassicales; Brassicaceae. The record is from the annotation of a GenBank genome assembly.